AUGCCCUCUUCGACGACGACCCCAGAAUUUACCGCGUUUUCUCGCGUUAUUUCUAUCCCGCUUAUCCAGUCUUCCCUUGAGGCUGUUAGCCAAGCGCUGGCUACCAACGCGUACACCAAAUCUCCGUAUUCGACUGCCAAGGACCUCUCCACUUCCGCCUACAAGUACACCGAGCCUAUCCAGACUCGCCUCGCGCCCUAUAUUGCGAGUGUAGACGGUUACGCGAACAAGGCGGUCGAUGUCGUUGAGUCCAGGUACCCUUACGCUUUCACAGCAAAGCCGGAGGAGGUCGUCGAACUUGUUAGAGAGCGCAGGGCCAGUGCCUCGAAAGCUAUCGACGAGAAGGUCAGGCAACCAGCUUUCCAUGUCGUCCAAGGGAUUGACCAGCAAUUCACGCCUAUCCUGAACUACGUUGAAGGGGCGUACACCCGGAUCAGCCCUGAAUCCCAACCCUCCUCGCCGACCGAAUCCAAAUAUCAGUAUCAACGCGCUCUCGCCCUUUCCAAGUCCAUCAAGGACCAACUUUACGGUUAUUCCAACGAGCAAAUAAAGCAGAUCCAGGCACAUUCAGUUCUCGUGCAAAAGGCAACGGAGACAUCACAUUCAAUCAGUGUUCUGGCAUCUUCCUCUAUAACCAACGCCCAGACUCGCAUUCAUGCUCUCUCAGACAACAUGCUGGCUGAACUCCAAAAACUUCAGGCUUCUUCUACAGCCCUGGCCGCCUCACUUCAAAACUCUGCCACUUCUACCCUGCACAACUCCACGACGCAGCUUCAAACUCAGAUCCCGCCUCACGUCCAGGAACUCUACCACGACUUCUCACAGCGUUUGACUACCACAAUCACUGACCUUCGCACUAUUGUGUCGGACAAGGACAUACCCUUGCCAGAGAAGGUCGGUCGCGUUGGGGCUGAGGUGAGGGAGCAGGUGUCGCCGUUGUUGGAUAAUUUGAAAGCGACUGUCACGGAGCUCAUUGCUCGGGGCCGCGCUGCAGUCCCUGGGAGCCCUUCUCUAACUACAGUAAAUGGAGUUAACGGCCAUGCCCAAUAA
Desarmillaria tabescens is the source of this 1050-nucleotide messenger RNA. RefSeq lists its product as uncharacterized. The coding region runs from base 1 to 1050 and encodes 349 amino acids. The record is from RefSeq and is a predicted model, not a curated record. NCBI's taxonomy places the organism in Eukaryota, Fungi, Basidiomycota, Agaricomycetes, Agaricales, Physalacriaceae. The transcript is spliced from 3 exons.